AUGUCUAAUCGUAAAGGAUGGAACGCAAAGCAGCCAGCAGGAUCCCUCUCCUCCGAUAGAAUCCGGAGGCCAAACCCGCCUGCAUCCGGUCAUGCCAAAGCCAACGCUGCUGCGCAGGGCCCUCCGAAGAGCGCCGCAGUCACGAAACUCGAGUCUCUACACUCAUGGCUCUCGAGGACAAACGCAGGGAAAAGCAGGGAUCCGAAAGGCGGCUGUUUCUGCCUGGCCAGAAUACAUCCUCUAUCGCCAUAUACCCCGAUAUGCCGCGGAUGCGGAUUGAUCAUCUGUCGGCUUAAUCUACCCAACUAUGCGUGCCCCCACUGCACAUCUCCGUUAUUCUCAGACGGGCAGCAGGGGGCCCUCAUUUCAAGAAUCGAUGCGGAGAUUGCGAAGCAACUCGCCGCCGAGCAUGCGGAGCGCGAACGAUUGCUGCAAGAAGCUCGCCAGGCAGCGGGCGCAUUUCCAACUUUGCAAGAUCAAUCAUCAUCUGAUAUAGACCGCCCAUCCGUUGCGCCUCUUCGUCCUGCUCAGGAGACCCAUAAAGUACUGUCCCUCGGCGCUAAAGGGACCAAGGGAAAGAAAGUGGUCGUGCAAUCGUAUACCAUUUCGACCACUCCGCCUCGUCCGAGAUCACGGAACGGUCCGACAGAGGAAGAUGGCGAGCCUACGAGAAUUACCCCUCCCGGUCAAGAAGUCGAAUGCAUGUCACAGGGACAAAACAUCAACUCCUGGAUCAGUCCUCGGGGAUUGCAUGCGACCUACGUACCAUCACGCCGCAUUGACGGGAAAUCUACUAAACGGUCAGACAUAACCAGGCAACACAAGGGCAGGGGAACUUCCUGA
This is a messenger RNA of Punctularia strigosozonata HHB-11173 SS5, 843 nucleotides long. RefSeq lists its product as uncharacterized. Bases 1 to 843 code for a protein of 280 amino acids. Gene Ontology annotation, cellular component: nucleus. Gene Ontology annotation, molecular function: zinc ion binding. Gene Ontology annotation, biological process: regulation of DNA-templated transcription. NCBI's taxonomy places the organism in Eukaryota, Fungi, Basidiomycota, Agaricomycetes, Corticiales, Punctulariaceae. The record is from RefSeq and is a predicted model, not a curated record. The transcript is spliced from 2 exons.